Molecule: messenger RNA, 582 nt
Organism: Saccharomyces paradoxus
Lineage: Eukaryota; Fungi; Ascomycota; Saccharomycetes; Saccharomycetales; Saccharomycetaceae
Gene: HBN1
Product: putative nitroreductase
Exons: 1
Coding region: 1-582 (193 amino acids)
Biological process (GO): cellular response to oxidative stress
Source: RefSeq, a predicted model, not a curated record
AUGUCUGCUGUUGCAACUUAUUUGAAAACUUUAACUGCCCGUCGUACCAUUUACGCCUUAAAACCGGAGUUACCUGGCGAAAUUACUAUCAAAGACAUCCAAUCCGUCGUACAAACCAUCAUUAAGGAAACACCCACCGCCUUCAAUUCCCAGCCAAAUCGCGCUAUUAUCUUGACUGGUGAAACUCACAAACAAGUUUGGGAUACAGUGACUAAAGCUAUAGAAAGUCCCGCCGGUCAAAAGAGACCUGCUUCAGCUAGAGAUGAGGCUUUUGGUUCCGUAAUCUUCUUCACCGACGACAAGGUUACUGAAAAGCUAAAGGCUGACUUCCCAGCUUACGCAGCUGCAUUCCCAAGUUUCGCGGACCAUACCUCUGGUGCUGCUCAAAUCAAUUCAUGGGUUGCUUUGGAAGCUAUGGGCUUGGGUGGUCAUUUACAGCACUACAAUGGUUACAUAAAAGCCGCUCUACCAAGCAAGAUCCCUGAAUCUUGGACCGUACAAGCCCAACUAGUCUUCGGUACCCCAGCUGCUCCCCCAGGUGAAAAGACCUACAUUAAGAACGAUGUUGAAAUAUUCAAUUAA